CAUCAACUUAUCUCAGACAGAAUGGUUGAUCAGCUCCAAGGAACAUGGAAAUCCGUUUCUUGUGAAAAUUUCCAAGAAUAUAUGAAAGAAUUGGGAAUCGGAAGAGCUAGCAGGAAACUGGGCUGUCUGGCCAAACCAAGAGUGACCAUCAGUACAAAUGGAGAAGUGAUCACCAUAAAAACCAAAAGCAUCUUUAAAAAUAAUAAGAUCUCCUUUAAACUGGGAGAAGAGUUUGAGGAAACCACACCAAGCGGCCGUAAAACCAAGAGCAAAGUGAUCUUAGAUAAUGACUCUUUGGUUCAAGUUCAGGACUGGGAUGGCAAGGAAGCCACCAUAAGAAGGAAACUGGUGGAUGGAAAAAUGGUGGUGGAAAGUGCUGUGAAUGACGUUAUCUGCACACGGACAUACGAGAGAGUCCCAGAAAACACAGCCCCAAACCCUUAAGCUUCCUCAGGCUAUGAUCCAAACUACUGAGGUGGUUUAAAUAAAACUGCAAAGUAAAAUGUUA
Otolemur garnettii (small-eared galago) is the source of this 508-nucleotide messenger RNA. RefSeq names its product fatty acid binding protein 12 (gene FABP12). Gene Ontology annotation, molecular function: fatty acid binding. Lineage: Eukaryota; Metazoa; Chordata; Mammalia; Primates; Galagidae. The transcript has 4 exons. Gene Ontology annotation, cellular component: nucleus; cytosol. Gene Ontology annotation, biological process: fatty acid transport. The record is from RefSeq and is a predicted model, not a curated record. The coding region runs from base 22 to 444 and encodes 140 amino acids.